Messenger RNA from Vitrella brassicaformis, 3343 nucleotides. Lineage: Eukaryota; Vitrellaceae. The record is from the annotation of a GenBank genome assembly.
AUGCUGGAUGCCACUGACGAGUCAACAAACGGCUCUGUGAGCAGUGUGGACCUCGCCAUGGGACUCAAACGUGCUGCUUUCCACGUAAACCGGGUGUCUCGGGAAAUGACAGAGCCUUGUCAACUCGAUACUUGGCAUUCUUGUGUUGUCAGGGCAAUAGCCUUCUCGUGUCCCUCUUGUUGGAUGAGGGAGCGGAUCGGAAUGAGCGUCAGCCCGAUAACAGGACAGCCCUCAUCUGGGCGGUAAAAGGCGCGAGCCCCCUGCAGAUGGUGCAGCUGUUGCUGCCUCACAUGCGAGCCAUCGACGACGUUGACGGCGAAUCCAAGUCGGCCCUCCACUAUGCUGCGAUGACGGGUGACGCUGCGGUCGUCAGGGCCCUGUUGGAGGCAGCCAGCGCUAGCCGAAGGGCUCUUGACGUGAAUGGCCUCGACAACCAAUGGCAGACUCCGAUGUUCCUCGCCGUCUACAAUGGCGACUGGCCAGAUGUCGUGGAAACACUCAUAGAGUUCGGUGAGUGGCCAAGGCAGGAUGCAGCCGCACUUCACCUCCGUUAUAUCCUGUCCUCGUUUGGGCGAUUCAGGUGCACACGUGAAUGAAACGCGUUUGGUGCCCCUCCUCGCGGCUGCCUCGAAGCGUCACGUUGGUGCAGUGGAGGUGUUGCUCCGACACGGAGCGGACCCAAAUGCAGGGGAGUACGUAGACGUUGCUGGGGGUGAAUGGACGCUGCUGCAGCAUGCCUGCACGUGCACCUGCGGCAACAGCCCGAUCAGCAAGGAGCUGUACCUCAUCCACUCCAUGUACGAGUGUGACGAGCGCCACAGCAGAAUGCUUAUGCUGGCCCUCUCAUACGGAGCAGAUGUCAAUGGUGUCGGAUAUGAAAAAUUCACUGCACUCCAUCUAGCUGCGUUGGGGUGAGCUAAGAAACACCCCGCUCACACACUUGGGUGGAUGCGUGUGUGUGUGUGUGUUGUCUUGUGCGUGUCUCUUUCAUGCAGGGGGUGCUCUCGCGCUGUCACGACGCUACUCAAGGCAUCUGCAGAUCCGACAAUCGUUUCAAAUCUCAAUGGACGCACGCCAGCUGGCGACGCUUUCGAAGAGGUAGGCAGGCCGUGCUGUACAGGAGCUGCGCAGCUCGCCCCGAAGGGAUGGUACUGACUGCAUGGCUACCUGUCUGCAGGGUCACAUUCUUCUUGGAUGGCAUCUCAGAUACCACGAAUGUGAGCCAAAAGAAGAGGAGAGGAACGUCAUGCGUGUGGUGGACCGCUUUCUCUCUCUGCAUUCGCUGUCUGCAGACAAGACUCACCUCAUUCGGUUCUUCUCCUCGCCAUGGUCUGUGGCUCUGGUGCUCUGCUGUGUUGUGAUCCUGCUGCUGGCCAAUCGGCGGGUGCGUCGCCGUCUGCUCUUCGCCACCAGAUGGCUCAAUGAAAAGCUAAAGGAAAAGCUCCUGCAUCGUCUGAAGGCGUCUCAAGAAAGUGAGAAAGGAACAAACCAAUAGGGAAUGUUACAAGGUCUUCAUGGUGGGUCUGUCUGUGGUUUGCUGGCACCACUUCAGCGGGCACACAGCGCCUCAGCAAGCGUGACAAGAACAGACUGAAGAAGGGCCGUCCUGAGGACAAGAAGGAAGGCUCACGAAUUGAAGAGAGGCGCCCAGACGCCGAUACCGCAGAGAGCACCAUCGAGUCGGUGGCAGCAACCAUCGUUCAAGAAGCACUGUCUCACUGUUUCGUCUGGUGGGCUGCAGUGACGCUGUGGAUGAGAAGGACGCCACACGAGCCACAGCGAGGCCGGCAGACGCCGAUCCCACCGAAAGCGAAGCCAGGUGGGUGACAGCCACCACAGCCACCAGUCCCGCAUAAGAAACCAUGUCUCUGCCAUGUGUGUCUGAUGAUGAAUUAGUCGCAGAUAUGGAGAGGUUGUCAAGCGCUGGGAGGAGAAGUAUUCGGCGGCCAUCCGCGAGCGCAACGAAGCCCGAGAGGCGCUCAGACAGACAGAGAUCACCCUGAAUGCCGAACGCAAUAAGUGAGAAGAACCAACCAGCAGAGAACAGGAGACUACACUUGUACGUGUGGUGCAGGGGAGAGUCUGACCGACAGAAGGUCAAGUCGCUCAACACGUCGCUGCAGCAGGCGAAGCAAGAAUGCACCAAAGCCCAGAAGGAGGCCAAGCAGCUCAGUACCAAGUAAGAGUAUUGACGAGGUGCAGCUGCAUCAACCGUAUGUUCUCUGGGUCUGGCGCAGGUUAGAGAAGCAGCUAGAGGUGGCCAACAGGGAGAAGGCCAGCAAGGGCGAGACCAUAGCUGCCGCCCAGCGACAGGCCCACACCCUCAGUGACGAAAAGAGCAGGUGAGCGGCCAUCCAGCCACACAAGGCACCGCUCAGCCACAUGCCGACUGGUUUCCCUCACAGGAUGAAGGCUCGCCUGGACGGCACCGUGAAAGAGAGGGACGCCGCACACAAGAAGAUCCGCGAGUAGGCGGCGGGAUGAAAGGGUCACAGAUUUCGUGUUUCUCUAUUGUCUGUGUGUGUGCAGGUUAGAGGCAUCUGUCCGCGAGCUGCAGGCAGACGUGGGCUGCCUCGACUCUGCUAGCAUCGACAGGUGGGCGCCACUUAAAGAACGAAAAGCCAACGCGUCGCUGGCCUGUCUCUCGUUAUGCAUGCCUUUGUCAUCAGGUUGUCUGCUGACCGGCUCGAGCACACCGACCAGGAGGGCAUCCACAGUCUGCAGAACGACAUCCAGGAGGCCCUGCAGCAGCUGGCGUCUGCUCGCGACCGGCUGAUGGGCCGAUUGGCCGGCGUGUCUGACCAGGAGCGGCAGCUGCGUGAGCUCGAGGUGCAGGCCAAGAGGAAGGCCGAUGACCUGCAGAAGUGUGUGGUCUGUUUGGACGAGCGCGCCACCAUUGUGCUGAGUCCCUGCCGCCACAUGUGUCUGGGCGAGAGCGCAAGUACCGCAAGAGAGAGUGCCCCAUGUGCCGCAAACCUUUUGACCGCGACAGGUCGGGAGCCGUCUACACAUCGUAGCUAUAUGCAGCUGAGGGGGGUGGGUGAGUGAGUCGGGUGCCUGGGGUGCGCUGUGUGCGUGUGGAUGGCGGUGUAUGAAUGCGUGUAGUGUGCCAUUUGUGGCUUUAUAGACAAGUCAUGAAUGUGUGGGCAGGGCCGGUAAGUAGCUCUUGCAGGUAUACAGUGCAUGUGUCGGGUGGUGCGUGUACAGUGCAUGUGUCGGGUGGUUUGCAUGGCUUGUGUGUACAGUUCACUGAAUGCGUGCAUGUGUGCAGUGUGCCAUCUGUGGCUUUAUAUACUGUGCAGGUGUUGAUUAGAUCUAGAUUAGUAUAUAUGGCGCCGCCUUC